CAGAUACGCUAAAAGUCUCGGAUUAUUAUUAAUGAUGAAGACGGACUGCAUUGAAAAGCCACUAGCUGGUUUGUUAUGCAGACUCGGCAAAAUAGUUGCACGAUAUCCAUGGCCUUUCAUCGUUAUCCCUGUUAUCAUAUCUGGUGGCUGCGGCGUUGGCCUGCUUCGACUUAAAAAUGUUGUUGACACUGAGUAUCUGUACACACCAGAUGAUGGCCCUGCGAAAGAAGAACGCGCCAUCCUGAGGCGGUAUUUUACCAUGGACUGGUCAACAAACUUUCAGGCCACUAGAAGUCUCACUUUAGAUGGUUAUGCACGUGUUAUCUUCAUCCCCAAAGACGGCAAUAAAAAUGCUCUCUCGACAGAGAUUGUACAGGAAAUAAUUGACAUUGAUGCAAAAAUUCGGGCCCUAAAGACGACGGAUGGCAAAACAUAUGACUAUUACUGUGCAGGAUCAAACGGUUGUUAUACUAAUAAUAUCCUAGAAAUCCUAAACUACACGGCAAGCAAUAUAAAUAACGCUAAUCUGACAUUUCCAAUGUUUCAUCAGCGAUUUCUAGGAACUGAGCUGGGUGGCGUGAAAUUGCAAGGAGAUGGUGAAUUAGUUGAGUCGGCGGAGGCAAUUCGACUUCAGUAUUAUGUUAGAUACGAAAAUGCAAGCAAUAUGGCUGUCUCUGAUGUUUGGCUUGAAGCGUUCAAGUCCUCUAUGCUGUCCAUCGACACAGACAAACUUAACGUUCACUUUCUCACAUCUAAGUCAUUAACCGAGGAACUGCAAACUGCAACGACUGGUAUCAUUUCUAAGUUUUCAAUAACGUACACUAUUCUUUGUGUGUUUUCCAUCUUGUCUUGUUUCAUGUUUGAUUGGGUUCGCAGUAAACCGUGGUUAGGGUUCAUCGGUGCAAUAACGGCGUGCCUUGCCAUACUAACAUCACUUGGGUUGCUGUGUGCCGUCGGUGUGGAGUUCACAAGUAUCGUGGCAACAAUGCCAUUUCUUAUAAUCGGCAUUGGGUUGGAUGAUAUGUUCAUUCAAAUCUCAGCCUGGAGGCAGACAAGUUACCAUAAAACGGUUGAAGAAAGAAUGGGACUCACGUUCAAGGAUGCUGCGAUGUCAAUCACGUUGACUUCCCUAACAAACACCCUUGCGUUCUGUAUCGGCGCCAUUACAUCAUUUCCAAGUGUUCGUAUCUUUUGUCUGUUUACUGGAGUGGCGGUUAUAUUCUGCUACAUCUAUCAGAUAACCUUUUUCGGAGGAUGCAUGUCUCUCAUUGGAAGAAGAGAACACACCAACAGACAUUGUUACGCCUGUAUCGAGGUUCUCCCGAAAGAAGAAGCGGGCAAUAAACCGCUAAUGUAUCGCGUCUGGUGCACUGGAGGCUCUAAAACCGAUAAAAAGGGAAUCACCGUCCAUUCAGGAACAGAAUUCUUUAAAACCUACUUUGGACCAGUAUUGAUGAAACCCAUAUCAAAGGUGUUAGUGAUCCUGAUAUUCUUGGGUUAUUUAGGAGUGGCUAUAUGGGGCGUGUUUAACCUAAAAGAAGGUUUGGAGUUGAAGAACCUCGCCCCAGAUAACUCAUACGCUGCAAGUUUCUAUCAACACGAAGACACCUAUUUUAACUCCAUUUAUGGUUUGCGUCUACAAGUAGCAAUCACACAACCUUUGGAUUAUUGGAACAUAUCCUCCUUGGGGCAGCUUGAUACAUUGAUAGAUGAUUUAAAACAAUCAAAGUGGCUUUUCACAAAUGAGACACUGAUCGAGAACUGGAUAAGUGACUUUUCAAAUUAUCUAGAAAUAACAAGACAGACAAAUCUCAACAGUACCCAAUUUAUUGAUACGCUAAAAGGACAAUUUCUGGAGAUUCCUGGUUAUGAACGAUAUAAAUUAGAUAUCGUAUUCAGUGAUGAUGGUAGUGCCAUACUGGCAUCUCGUAUUCUAAUCCAGUCCCGUGGCCAACAAAACGCCAAUCAACAACGGGAAUUUAUGAAAGAAGUUAGAGAUAUUGCAAAGAGUUCCGAAUUGAAAGUCACCGUUUUCCACCCGGCAUUCAUCUUUUUCGACCAGUAUUCGGUCAUCUUGGUUAAUACCUUGCAGAAUAUCGGUGUAGCCGUGGGUGUUAUGUUAUUCGUGGCCUUGUUGUUGGUGCCACACCCUUUGUGUGCGAUUUGGGUAACUCUCAGUGUAUGCUCUAUAUCAACCGGUGUUAUUGGUUACAUGACACAUUGGGAUGUCAACUUGGACUCAAUCUCUAUGAUUAAUAUUAUUCUCUGUAUCGGCUUCUCGGUUGACUACUCGGCGCAUAUUGCUUAUCACUUUGUCAUCAGUGAGGCUGACAUACCCAAAGGAAUUAACGCUCAUCUGGCUAGUAUAGGUCCUCUUAAGAAUACAGAUAAAUGGAUAAUAGUAACGACCAUAUCGUCUCCCACAGAGGAUAUAAAGAGUUUAGCGAAAUUGACAGAAUGGCAGCUCCUGGUUGUUGCGGAUACAAAGACUCCAAAGGACUGGCAUUUUGAUGGAGUUCUAUUCCUAAGUUUAGACGCUCAGAGAUCUCUUCGCUACAAAGUUCUUGAACAUAUACCGUAUUCUAGCUACAGCCGCAAGAAUAUAGGAUAUCUUUUUGCAAUACAGCAUGGUGCGAAAAUUAUUUAUGAAACAGAUGAUGACAACCAUCCAACCAAUGGCCUCAAGAGUUUCGUUACUACUGACAAGAUGUAUGGCGUCGUGCCUUCAACAAACACCACACUAUUUAACCCAUAUGCUUAUUAUGGGCAGCCAACGACAUGGCCAAGAGGAUAUCCCUUAGAAUACAUCGGGGACAAUAUUACUAGUGAGUACAAUGCAGUGCACUGGAACACAGCUCUAAUACAACAAGGAGCAGUUCAUGGUGACCCGGAUGUAGAUGCCAUCUAUCGACUAACCCGCAAAUCAAGCUCCGAAAUAUUAAAAAUAACCUAUGAUGAAUACAUGCCGCCAUUGUUCUAUCCAAAGGGGACAUUUGUUCCAUGGAAUUCCCAGAAUACUUUGUUCCACUAUGGUGCAUUCUGGGGCCUCAUAUUGCCUGUAACAGUGACAUCUCGUGUCACUGACAUAUGGAGAAGUUAUUUUACACAGACCCUUCUUUGGCUUAUAGAUGGUCACUUAAGUUAUAUGCCCCCGAAUUGCUACCAGUUCCGGAACUAUCACUCGUACAUAGAUGAUGCAAAACAAGAAGAUAAGCUCUACUACCAAGCCGGGGAAUUUGUCAAGUUUUUAUCUAGUUGGAAAUGUAAAGCAAACAGCCUUCCUUUGUGUAUUCAGUUAUUAGCAGACACUAUGGUUCACAAGGGAUUCUGGGAUAUUGCAGAUGCAAAGCUAGUACGUGCAUGGUUACAAGACCUUCUUAGCAUUGGGUACGAAUUUCCAAUAAUGAGAUCAGAACAACGAAUGGAACCUGUUGACUUUUCAAUCACUCUUCAGUCUGAUAACCGUUUCGCUGUAUCGAUUCCCUCAAACUCAAAACAAAUUUAUAUUGGACAGAAAAAAUCGAAAAUAAGAAAGCUAUAUCAUAACACAUGCAAUAGAUACAAGUACACGGGUAGGUCACAUGAAUCUAAUCAGACAAAUAAACAGGAAUUAAUACAGCCAAACCCCAUAUUGUUACUGAUCAUAUUCAAUACGCCGCAUUACGAGACUAUCCCGUACAUAGAGGCACUUUAUGAUGGCCACUUUGUCAAGACAAUCUACUGUGGCCCAGAAAAACCAAAUCAAAAGAUUCUUGAAGAAUGGGAGAUCAAUUUUAUCACAUAUGAACAAGCACGUGAUUAUUUCCCGGGUAGUUAUAAUUAG
Molecule: messenger RNA, 3823 nt
Organism: Owenia fusiformis
Lineage: Eukaryota; Metazoa; Annelida; Polychaeta; Sabellida; Oweniidae
Source: the annotation of a GenBank genome assembly